AUGACUGCUAAAGCAGAUCUCUCAGGCUGGCCGGAGUACCCAAAGGAGUUCACCGUGCUGCAGCAGCGGAACCUGGCCUACAUCAACCACGCGUGCUGCAGGACGCCCGGAGCCGCAGACGCUGCAAGCUUCUCACUGGACAAACUUGUGCCAAUGCGUAAACACCCCGAGUGUGUGUCUGCGCCAGGCAUGACAGAGACAACCCCUGACAAUGCAGCAGAGGGGGGCAAGACGAGCCACUUUGGAGCCCAGAAACACAGGCGCGUCGCUGCCAACGCCCGGGAGAGGAGGAGGAUGCACGGCCUGAAUAAAGCGUUUGACGAGCUGAGGAGCGUCAUCCCCUCCUUGGAGAACGAGAGGAAGCUGUCCAAGUAUGACACACUGCAAAUGGCGCAGAUAUACAUCACUGAGCUGUCGGAGCUCCUGGCAGGUGUGGUUCAUCCAGAGUGCAGGAGUCCGCGACCAGGAUGCGCAGAGAAAACCCCAAGGAGGAGUCUGAUCCACUCCCUUAGACCAGCAGGCAAUGCUCAGACUCCCAACCUAAUGAGUGAAGAGCAGCGGGACCCCCGUGCUUCCAUCAGCCACCUUUUAAUACUCGGACCUACAUCUGACAUGGGGUCAAAUAUGUCCACCAGCUCCUCCAGCAGCAGUGAUGGAGAAUCUUCACAACUCAGUGACAUGGAGGAGAAUCAGAGCAGCAGACAGUGA
Messenger RNA from Cheilinus undulatus (humphead wrasse), 708 nucleotides. It is a transcript of the gene atoh1b, whose product is annotated as atonal bHLH transcription factor 1b. The transcript has a single exon. Gene Ontology annotation, molecular function: protein dimerization activity. NCBI's taxonomy places the organism in Eukaryota, Metazoa, Chordata, Actinopteri, Labriformes, Labridae. The record is from RefSeq and is a predicted model, not a curated record. The coding region runs from base 1 to 708 and encodes 235 amino acids.